Molecule: messenger RNA, 3809 nt
Organism: Pristis pectinata (smalltooth sawfish)
Lineage: Eukaryota; Metazoa; Chordata; Chondrichthyes; Rhinopristiformes; Pristidae
Product: toll-like receptor 6
Exons: 2
Coding region: 73-2607 (844 amino acids)
Biological process (GO): toll-like receptor signaling pathway; inflammatory response; immune response
Cellular component (GO): membrane
Molecular function (GO): transmembrane signaling receptor activity; protein binding
Source: RefSeq, a predicted model, not a curated record
GCUCAGAAGUUUCUGAAUAUUUUUUAUGCUGUAGUCAGUGCUGGAAAUGUUAUGUCAUUUCCUGUGUAACAGAUGGCUUGUUUUGCACUACUUUGGAGAUGUUGGUAUGGAGAAUUAGUUCAAGUCUACUACUGGGCUGUUCUAAAUGGAUUUCACUUAAGAGAUACAGUACGUAAGUGUUUUGUUGCGGGAAAGAAAGAAAAUGUAAGAAAGUUACCCAUUAUGGCCAACUCUCCUUCCUUCGUCGCCUGGAUUUUUAUUUUUAAAACUGGAUGUAGUUUGUGUUUUCCUGCAGAAAACAACAAUGUCAUAAACAAUUCAUCCUCCUCACUGACGGCUGUGCCAAGCAACUUACCAAGCCAGACAGAAAUACUGGAUUUAUCACAAAACAGCAUCACUGAGAUUCAUAUCCAGGAUUUUGCUUCUCUUCACUGGUUGAGAAGUUUGAACUUGUCCAUCAAUAGGAUCAACAAUGUAGCAAAUGCAUCCUUCAGGUCUAAUCAAAAUUUAGAGUGUUUAGAUCUUUCCAAGAAUGAACUUUCAAGUAUUGAAUGUCAAUUUUUAUAUAAUGUUACAUCUCUUAAAUACUUGGAUAUUUCUUAUAAUCGUUUUCAUAGCCUGACACUUGGGAAAGCAUUUAGGUUCUUGAAAAAUCUGGAAUAUUUAGGACUCGGCAGUAGGGAAGCAAUAAACUUACAGAAAAAUGAUCUGAAAGAAAUAUCAAGGAAACAGUUUCAAGAAGUUUCAAUUGGAUUAAAACAUUUGUCAGAAUAUGAUCCAGGUACUUUGCUGGUUUUGAGAACUACAAAACUCCACAUUGUUUUGCCAUCUGCUGGCACAUCAGAUUUACUUAGAAAGGUAUUGCAUGAUGCCUUCAUCUCUUCUGAUACUUUGAAAUUAUCAAACAUUAAUUGCUCCCAAACAUGCAACGAUUAUGUUAAUGGCUUUAAAGCACUAGAAAAAUUCUCAAGGAUUAGUAAUUUGUUGUUAGAAAAUUUAACACUCUCUUGGCAAGAUCUCAUGAGCAUAACAAGGUCUAUCUGGGAGAUGACGAUUAAACAUAUAAAUAUUUUUAAUACAGAAUUAUAUGAAAUUAAAUCUUCUGUGGUUCAGUAUUCAGACAUAGUAUUGGAAACGUUGAUUUUCAGAGGAUUAAGAGUCACUACAUUCUACUUCAGUCAACCAGUUAUUUAUGAUUUCUUUGCUAAAUUAAAAGUUGAAAAUCUAACCAUUUCUGAUUCAGACUUGAUCUUCAUGACUUGUCCAGAGCAAGGAAACCAUUAUAAGUUCAUAGACUUUACAGAUAAUUCAAUUACCAGUGACUUUUUUUUUCAAGAUUGCACUUCCCUGAAUUUGUUGGAGACUUUUAUUUUGCAGCAGAACAAGUUGCUUGAAUUUUACAAAGUGACUACCAUGACCAGAUAUAUGAAAUCCCUUAAAAAUUUGGAUGUGAGUCAAAACCAACUUACUCUUGAUGAGAAAGCAAAUUGUCUUUGGACCAAUAGUUUGAAAAAACUGAACCUGUCCUCAAACAGACUGACAGAUUUGGUUUUUACAUGUUUACCCAGUAACCUAGAAGUCCUUGACAUGGAGAAAAAUGAUAUUUCUAUUGUGCCCAAAGGGAUAAACAACCUGGAGAUGAUGAAAGAAUUAUACCUUGGCUCUAAUAAAUUGAUUAGACUGCCUGAAUGCAGCAACUUUAGAAAUCUUGAGAUAUUGUUUGUUGAGGAAAACUUGUAUCAAGAACCUUCUACUAAUUUCCUUCAAACUUGUCAAAGGCUGACCAGACUGAAUGCUGCCUCUAAUCCAUACACAUGCACCUGUCAUCUGAGAGACUUCAGCAGGAUGAAGGAAAAUACCCAAAUAGAACUGGUGGGAUGGCCAGAGUCAUAUCAGUGUACUUACCCAGAGAAUCUUAGAGGAACUCUAUUGAAGGAUUUCCAUGUAUCAGAAGUGAUGUGCAACACAGCUGUCUUACUGGUGAUUAUACUGGGUAGUAUGAUUGUUUUAGCAGUUGUAAUGGCAUUGACAUGUCAUUUUUUGGACUUGCCUUGGUAUUUGAGGAUGAUUUGUCAAUGGACCCAGAUGAAACGAAGAACGAUGAAGACUGACAGCCACCAAUUAAGUGAAAAUUUGGUCUAUCAUGCUUUUGUGUCCUAUAGUCAGCAUGAUUCUGGGUGGGUGAAGGAACAAAUGUUGCCAUACUUGGAAAAGAGAGAAAACCCAUUCAGGAUCUGUCUUCAUGAAAGACAUUUUAUUCCUGGCAAAGGUAUUAUUGAAAACAUAAUCAAUUGUAUAGAGAAGAGUUACAAAUCAAUAUUUGUUUUAUCACCCAACUUUGUUCAGAGUGAGUGGUGUCAUUAUGAACUUUAUUUUGCGCAGCACCAGGUAUUAAGUGAACAGUCUGAUAACUUGAUACUGAUUGUUUUGGAGCCAAUCCCUCAAUACAUGAUCCCAUCUAAAUAUUAUAAACUAAAAUCACUUAUGGCAAAGAAGACUUACUUAGAAUGGCCUAAAGACAAGAGCAAACAGAGACUAUUCUGGGCCAAUUUGCAAGCAGCAAUAGGAAUAAAACUAACUGCUUCAACAGAGAAAACAUUGGUGUAAAUGUUGAUCAAUUGAAUUCUGAGUUGCAUCUUACUAAUUUUCAUUGUACGCUUUUUUAGCUCACUUCAUUCAAUAAUAAUGUUUUGUAGAACUAUACUGAUAGAAUUAUUUUGAUGAAAGUUGUCUUCAGACUGAAAGAUCAAAUUAAAGGAAAUUAGUAACAUGCAAAUCAAGCAAGAACAGCAGGAAUGUUGGAUAAAAUGAGGGGAGGGGGUAAGUGGGAAAGGAUGGGCAGGGUUGUGGGUGGUGAAGGUAGAGUUACUCAGUAGGCAAACUGAUGUUCUUAAACAACAGCUGGAAAUGGGUAUAGUGCACAAGGCAACAUAGACUCCAUCCACCAUCAGCCAAACAAAGGAGCUGGAAAAACAUUUUAAGGAAAGGAAAGACAUGAAGCAUGCUGGCUAAGCCAUUUACGUUCACCCAUGAGAUAACAAAAGUUGUAAGUAUUCAGGGCAGGAGAUAAGCUCCAGAAAACUUGUAGAGGCUGUUAGCCAAUAUUGAUAUAUCUGAGACUUGGAGUGGGAGGACUAGUGUCCAGAACCAGGACAUCCUGGCAUAUAUGAACCCUCAAGCAGUGGCAAGACCCUAAAGAGUAACUACAGGGAAAUGAUAGAGACUCAUCUGAGGUUCUGCAGCAUUUCAUGAACAUCUUCUGUGCACCUAGAUGUGAAUGUAGUUUGAUGAUCUACACAUUCUUCCAUAGUUACAGCUGAUUUUACAUUUGGUUGUUCCAUAUUUUUGGUUUUGGAACUACUGUAGUCAAUGUCCUUUUUAUAAGAAGUGCUACUUUACAUUUGCUGGUUGUUUUCCCAUAUAUGGUCAUGGAUGUAGUAUUUUUCAGAUACUUUGAGUUAUGAUUUUGGUAUUAGAUUCAUUUAAUCUGUUCAACUAUUUCUUGGCUGAUGAUCCAAGAUUACCAAUUUAAAUUUGGCAAUGUGAGUUCAUAACCUAUUAGAGUGUGAGAUUGACUGUCUUUCUUUCCAGUCCUGAUGAAGGGUCUCGACCCAAAACAUCGACUGUUCAUUUCCCUCCAUAGAUGCUGCCUGACCCGCUGAGCUCCUACAGCAUUUUGUGUGUGACUGUUGAGGGUGUUCAUUUAAAUUUAUGAUUGUGUGCCUAACUUUGGAAAAAAAACUGUACGAUUUGCAUUUUAAUUAGGGCCUUUGUUGUGGAUUUAUUUUGAAUAAAGUUUACUGAAACAA